Molecule: messenger RNA, 10969 nt
Organism: Paramuricea clavata
Lineage: Eukaryota; Metazoa; Cnidaria; Anthozoa; Malacalcyonacea; Plexauridae
Source: the annotation of a GenBank genome assembly
GAUACACUUGUGCUGCGUCACUCAUGACGACAGUUGUGCAUGCUCAACUCAUGCUUAAUUUGGUAAACACUGACGCAUUACUGUUUUACGUCAAACCAAAAUUUAAAUGUCACAUUUGAAGGAUCACCUUAGGUUUUUUGUUGCAAUUUAGCCAUAUCACCACACUGGCGUGGGCGUCGUAAUGAAAUAUGCAAUAAUGCAACCAUACGUCUCCGUUUCCAUGGUGUAGGUGGGACGUAAUUGUGUUCUGCUUAGAGUAAGAUCAGCUGAAUUUUUGUAUUCAUUUAUGCAGUCCUAAGAUUACCUCAUCGCCUGUAUUUAUGCACGACAUACGUAUAGUUUUCGCCAUUUAAACUUUAGUGCGACUGUUGUCAGUAAAUGGAUCUAAUAUUAAUUUACAUGUGAUUGUGAUUUACAUAUAUAGCCAUACAAAUAUGAGCCAGUAGUUUCAGUUUAACAUAAAGACAUUUAUAAUGUUAUAUCAAGUUCCGUGAAGUGUUGCAGCAACAUAAAUGGCAGAAUAUGUAUGACGUACGUACGGCAAGAAGUUAGUAUAUUACUCGACUAAGACAAUGUUAUCCUACAGGCUUUUCAACAGGUACGUGUCAAGAUAUUCCGAGACUGCAUAUAUAUGCUGUAUGUAUAGUAUAUACAUUCAAUUACAGUUAUAUAAUUGUAAGACAGCCAAGAGUCGCUUGGACAAGCUGAAAUGACCGAAUCAUAUAUUAUAGGCUGCGUUUACACUAUAUAUAAAAGCACCUAUCUGAUACGGAAUGUACAACUUUGAGAAGCUGAACGAAACAGCAUAUCUCCAUUGCAAUAAUUACACUGAAAAUAGCUUUUCUAAAAGGUAUACGGGUAGGUGUUUUAUUACGUCGCUACGGAAAACUAACACGUAUACAGUGUAACCGUAGCCAUAGGCAAACGUACUCUGGUCCUUGCCCUUGAACUCACUCACAAUCAUCGCAAAAUUAAAACAACAGGAAAUUUCUGUGUGCUUUAAUAAUAUUACGUCAAACCUUUCAGAUCAUAUUUCAUUUUUAAUGCGAGUGUUCAUAGUUGUAUUGACACACAGUCACAGAUGACCUCUCAACACGGCCGACUGUCUUUUGCUCACUCCUGAGUCAGAUACACGAAACUCGAGUUAAACGUCAACUUUCGUAUUAAAAUAGCAAUUAACAUAAACAUUUUGCCUAGACAACCUAGUGUAUCACCUAUGAACGCUAUUUUGUUUAGAAAAUGGUAAAUUGGUGCAGGUAAAGCAUGCAUUCGUGUCAUAGCCGGUGAAAUUGGGCUAUUCCAUUUAAUAUCCGUACCCCCCUGUCGAGGAUACAUGUUUUUCACAGUUAAACCCCUGAAGAAUUCCAAGCUCAAAACCCUUCACCCCUGAAGAAUUCCAAGCUAUGAAAAAAUUCGAUCUCAAACCUCUUUACCCCUGAAGAAUUCCAAACUCAAAACCCUUUACCCUUGAAGAAUUCCAAUCUCAAAACACUUUAAUACCCCUGAAGAAUUCCAAGCUCAAAACACUUUACCCCUGAAGAAUUCCAAACUCAAAACACUUUACCUCUGAAUAAUUCCAAACUCAAAAACACUUUACCCCUGAAGAAUCCCAAACUCAAAGCACUUUACCCCUGAAGAAUUCCAAACUCAAAACACUUUACCCCUGAAGAAUUCCAAACUCAAAACACUUUACCCCUGAAGAAUUCCAAACUCAACGGCCCUUUACCCCCUGAAGAAUUCCAAGCUCAAAACACUUUACCCCUGACGAAUUCCAAGCUCAAAACACUUUCCCCUGAAGAAUUCCAAACUCAAAAUCCUUUACCCCUGAAGAAUUCCAAGCUCAAAACACUUUACCCCUGAAGAAUUCCAAGCUCAAAACACUUUACCCCUGAAGAAUUCCAAACUCAAAACACUUUACCCCUGAAGAAUUCAAAAAUCAAAACACUUUACCCCAGAAGAAUACCAAACUCAAAACAUUUUACCCCUGAAAAAUUCCAAACUCAAAACACUUUACCCCUGAAGAAUUCCAAGCUCAAAACACUUUACCCCUGAAGAAUUCCAAGCUCAAAACACUUUACCCCUGAAGAAUUCCAAACUCAAAACAGUUUACCCCUGAAGAAUUCCAAACUCAAACCACUUUACCCCUGAAGAAUUCCAAUCUCAAAACACUUUACCCCUGAAGAAUUCCAAGCUCAAAACACUUUACGCCUGAAGAAUUCCAGGCUCAAAACACUUUACCCUUGAAGAAUUCCAAUCUCAAAACAUUUUACCUCUGAAUAAUUCCAAACUCAAAACACUUUACCCCUGAAGAAUUCCAAACUCAAAACACUUUACCCCUGAAGAAUUCCAAACUCAAAACAGUUUACCCCUGAAGAAUUCCAGGCUCAAACACUUUACCCCUGAAGAAUUCCAAUCUCAAAACACUUUACCCCUGAAGAAUUCCAAACUCAAAAGACUUUACCCCUGAAGAAUUCCAAACUCAAAACACUUUACCCCUGAAGAAUUCCAAACUCAAAAGACUUUACCCCUGAAGAAUUCCAAACUCAAAACACUUUGCCCCUGAAGAAUUCCAAACUCAAAACAUUUUACCCCUGAAAAAUUCCAAACUCAAAACACUUUACCCCUGAAGAAUUCCAAGCUCAAAACACUUUACCCCUGAAGAAUUCGAAUCUCAAAACAUUUUACCUCUGAAUAAUUCCAAACUCAAAACACUUUACCCCUGAAGAAUUCCAAGCUCAAAACACUUUACCCCUGAAGAAUUCCAAACUCAAAACACUUUACCCCUGAAGAAUUCCAAACUCAAAAGACUUUACCCCUGAAGAAUUCCAAACUCAAAACACUUUACCCCUGAAGAAUUCCCCCAGCAGCCAAUAAUUGAGGACGAGGAUCAGUUUAUCAUAAAUCUUCCGCAUCUUGCGCGCGCAAAACGAAAAUUAUUCAGUUUCUUGCAUUAUUAUUUGUGACUGAGUCUUUCGCAAAGUCCUUCGUUUUUGUUUAGAACGAAGGAAUUUUCAAGGAAGCAAUUUCUUGAACAGUAAGAAAUUUGCAGAAGUCAAUUAACUCGCGCUCGCGACUUCGUCGCUCCGCAUACGAGGUCGACUUGUGGCAAGUCUAUUUGUGACUGAGAUUGUUCAUAUAUUCCAAAUUAAAAUGAAAGGAAGUAAUGAUCAAAUGAUUGAUCAUUUAAUCAAAAUUUGCUCCAAUAAUACACAUCACUCCACCUGAUUUCGUAUCUUGUCCGGAAAGUCAUUUCCAAGGCUUUGAUGAUGUCAUAUUAUUCAAAUUGUAUGAUUUAUACCUCUGACUACCUAAUAUAAGUGUAAAAAAGUACUUCAGUAUAUGAACUUGACAGGCUUACAAGUAUACACUGUAUUCUAGAAAUAUAUAAAUAACCUUCAAAAAAGAAUUUUACUGUUGUAUUUUUACGUUUCCUGCGUCUUUAUCAAUACAAGAUUCUUUGACCCCUCUCCUCCGCUUUUAAAGGAUUAACUUAGAAAUUAAUUAAUUUAUUAAUUCGUAAUUGCGUUAAAAGGUAAAAAGAUGAAAGUAACCGUCAAACGUCACUUUUUUACCUUCUAGCGCAAUAACACGUGUGCUGAAGCGCAAAUUUCGGACAAACAAACAAACAGCUAGUAUAAUAUACUAGGAAUUGAUGUUGUCUCGCAAACGAAAUUUGGACACAUUUUGGUAACAGCAGAAAUUGCGAUGAGGAAUUUUAAUAUAUAACUAUAUUUUCGUAUAAUCUACUUACAAAGUAUUGAAAUUAUAUUUUUUGGGUAUGAAUAAAUAGUUGUUGAUACUUUAACUUCUGCGGAGGAGAGAAACUGUGUAUCAUGCACUAUACCGGCCACCUGGCAAUACUAGUUUUUCCAAUUUCUGGACCAGUUUAUUGUCAAUGUACAAUACAACGGUAACUCCAUCGUGGCAGCCGUGAAGCCCUGGGAACGAGGAUUCGGUAACUCGAGCCUGCCGUAGAGGACUGGAACACAACUGCCUUUAACAACUUGUUCCAAACUCGUUACAACAACUGGGAACAAGCACUGCAGUGUGAACACAACUUUUGUCGACAGCUUGUGAACAGACUUGGAAUCAGCAAUAAUUUGUUUGCAGACCUAGCAGCUGUAACAAAUUGUUUGUUUUUACGUCAGCACUAGAUUAAGCACAUCUUAAGCUCCGGUACCAAUAUUUUACAGGUACCAAAUUUGAUAGUAAUGGCAAUACAUUACAUUAUAUGCAAUAUAUAUAUUGGCAAUAUAUUUAAUACUGAUCGAAGCACAAGUGCACAACUUUACUUUUAACUUUAUUUAUUUGAGUCACAAUUGCACAACCUUAUUUGCAACUGUGUUUGCAUGCUCUGCUGUGUUAAUUUAAAGGAUAUAGGUUUAAUAUAAGCAUAUACAUCCAUAUCGAUGUUUCCGGAGCGUAGUUAUAUAGCGUGCAAACAGCUAGUCUAGGCUGCGAGUCAUGACGGCAGAGUUGGCGCAUUAGGUCAUUAUAGGACUUACUAAGUUUCAGUGUUAUAAAAACAGAGAAAAAACUAUAUGCAAUACUUCAUAAUAAAACAGGGAAACCAUGGCAAUACUGGUACAUUGAAUUAUUUGAAUUCAAAAGUAUGAAAUUUACAGAGAGACCAAAUUAAAAAUUAGAAGAAUAUUUUUGUAAUUGAUCAAAAUUUGUUAGGAGACAAAGCAAUACCUAUUAUACUUAAACUUAGUCCACAGAUUCGUCUUUCAUUGCAAUAACAUGCAUAAACAAGUCAUGAAUGACAUGAUAUUAAAAUAACGAAACGAUUGGUCUAUUUGAUUAAGCUUAUAUAAUAAAAUCCGCUCUGAGAUGAGUAAACCUUGUACACUGCAUGCAGCAGUGCUGUUCCAACCUCGCUUAAAUCGUUUAAAUGUUGACAAAUCUUUUUAUCGUAUGGAACAUUGCUAUAUCGACCAGUUUCAACAGGUAAUCUAUAUAAGCUGAAAUUCUGAGCUUUUUGUUGUAACAGCUUGACGAUGUUUAAUAACAUUGCUAUAAAUAUAAUAUAAUUUUUUUAAUGUCAGUCUUAAGAUGAUAUGAUUGGUUCUAGCAUUUACGCAUGACCCACAGUGCAUGUGUACCCAAGUAUAGGAUUACAGGUCAUAGGAAUUUACAAAGCACUCACUGAAAAUACAAUCUUUGGAGGGUAAUUAUGGUCUGUUUGUGGCUAUAUUUUAUCAUUUACGAAUUACGCAGGGAUGAGUACGAAUGACGUGUAUUUAGUACACCCAGAACUUGAUUCGUUAUGUUGUGUACAACUAUGUGAAAGGUAGGAUUCCGACGAGGCUAUCGGCCAAAAUUUGUGUAUACACGACAUGAGUAGGCUACUAGUGCGACCUCCUUGGGAUUUUAGGAUCACCACUUUCUGUGCAUGUAACAUGGUAUAUUACUUCAAAGUCGGUACAGUAUAUUCAUGGUAUAUUCAUAUUGUGUAUAAGUGUAUACGAAGCCGCACUCUGAUGACUGGUAUAUAUUUAUAUUGCAACUAUUUACUAUAUUUAUAUGCAUGUACCCGUAACUGCGUAAGAUUUUACUCGAUUUGUUUUACAGAUAUAUGGGUGAAGACCACUGAAGUAACAAACAUCUAAAUAUAUCAUACUGAUAUUCAUGAACACACCGAGUAAAUUUGUAGCAUAUUUUCCUACCUAUUCAUAGCCUUCUUUUAUACGCGGACAAACAAUCAAUCAAAAUGUUUCCUGCAGUAGACCAGCCUGUAACCAUUAAUUAAUUAAGCCGGUUUUUCACUGGGCGGAAUUUUGCGCGUGGAGCGUAAUUUUUGUUUUAAGCCACUGCCACGAACUAAGGACUGUGGACUAAGCGGAUAAAAAUUUGAAUUUAUGUAUUCGUUGCCCAACCAGGUCAACAUUCCUGAAGUUGACCAUCACUACUUCAGUCCCGUUCAAUGUUUCUUACUAUUCUUUACAGCAUCUCAUUUCACAUCAAGGUUUCCUCUUUUCAUCCUCUUUCCCGUUAUCAAAUUACACGUUAUCCUGUAUCCAACCAAAUCUAUUGUGAAUACUACCACAGAAUAUCUUCCUAAUCCUCCUUUAAAUAAUUCCAUAUUCUCUCUUUAGAGAUCAACUUCAUUGGAAAAGACAUGUCAUUUCGAAGAGAUCAAGCGCCAAUCUACCAUGUCGUGUCAUUGUUCCCAUGACAACCGAAGUGUUGGCCGCAGACACUGGACCUGAAGGUGGUGUAAGAUGUCUAGAUGUGGAAGAAAUACAAUAUUACAAUUAUUGCCAUGAUUCACAGCCUGUAAAUACUAAACCUAUAGCAGGUGUACAAGACUGGAGAAAGCAUCAUCAUAAAGCAUUUGGUUUAUCACAAAGUUUGUAUGAUACUGAUCCUGAAACAAAUAAACCUGUUGGGGAACCAAAUGCUGAUACAUUUGCUGUGGUAGCGAGAGAGAACAAUGCUUUUCUUGCUGUUGCGGACGGUUGUGGUUGGGGAGUAAACUCAUUUCUAGCUGCAAGAACUGCUGUGAAAGGUUGCAUAGAACAUUUAAGUAAUCACCUUCAUAAAGCAAGCACAACACAAGAGAUUAUUGAGAUUAUGUUAAAUUCAUUUAAACAUGCACAUGAGCGUAUAGUUGAUUCAAAAGGCACUAUAACAACACUUUGUGCAGCUGUAGUAUGUAAGGUCCAGGGUAUUAACUGCUAUGGACUGUGUGUAGUCAAUGUUGGUGAUAGCCUUGCUUUUGUGUACAGAAAAGAUGGUUGUGUGCAAGAAGUAACAACAGGGUCCCAUGACUCUGGGAAGAGAGACAUGAAGCAAGCAGGAGGGUGCAUAGGACCUUUGGUCGGUGAUGAUCCUGAUCUCAGCAACUUGACUUGUUCAUUCACAUUUCUGGAAGAAGGAGACAUCGUUUUUUUAACCAGUGAUGGCAUUACUGACAAUUUUGAUCCGAAUGUAUCAAAGAUGACGUCACCAAAAGACAUAGAUAAUCUGCUAACUCCUAUGAAGCCAUCAAAGUCUCAAGAGUCGUUAUUAGAUCAAGAGGAUGUCAGUAGUAAUGUACCAGCAACACGAGAUAGAAGUUAUUCAGCACCAGUCGACAGAGAAGCACAUAAUGCUGAUAUGUGCACAGAUUUGCCAUGUAUAUAUAUGAAAAAGGUAAGUUAAGAAGAUGCACGUCUAAACAGUAUGUCAGUUGUACAUAUGUUCUUACACGCGCGUAGACCUGGAGUGAGGGGAUUUGUCCGAGGGAAAUUUCAUUCCUGGGGCAUCCUAGACCCCAGGGCCUUUCGCGUCCUCCCUAGGCCCUGGGACACACCGAACCGGAAGUGAAAGAAAACUUGCAGUAGUUUCUAAAGCGCAUGCUCUUGAAUUGGGAUGUUUAUCACACCCUAACAAUUUUCACAGUGAAGUAUUACGAAGAAACGAAGUAUUUGUGUUGACAUAUGUUGAUAGAAUAAUUCUGCCUAGCGAAAACUGCUCAACUUCUGCGAAAUAGCAGUUUUCUGAGAAGCCAAUCAGAUCUCUCCCUUUUGACUCAUCUAACCCAGAGCCUAAUUUGCAACGAGUGCCGUGGAAAUGGCUCUGGGAAAUUCCCCGAGCAGAAGGUCUAUAUAAAUGAUAUAUUAUACCGAAAAUUAAAAGCCUCCAAGUUGAGAAUAUAAAACUUGCCACAUUCGUUCGUGAAUACGAUGUGUUUUUUUUUUAACGCAAGUAUUUCUCACUUUUCUUUCGAAUCCCAUAUCGUUUGGAAUAUUGAUAACAUUUUUGAAUUUGCUUAAAAAGUUAAAAAAGAGCUUUUUUGAAGUUUAAAAACUUAAUAAUUCAUCAGUCCUUAGUACCACGCGUGAUUUAAGCUACGUUUACACGCUGCGAUUAAUCGUGUACGAUUCGUUUUCUGGCGUAUGUCAUUGAGUGAACACGCGUAAACUGGCUAGAUUUGAAAUUUCUUUUUAACGAAACGGCAAUGAAUUAUGGCACCAGCACUCAUUUUAAUACGCCAGAAUACGAAUCGUACACGAUUUAUCGCAGCAUGUAAACGUAGCUUUACGCGAUAUGAUCAAAUCGCCCGCUACGUCAAAUACGAUGACGUAAGGCGUGAUUCGAUGAUAAAUUUUAUUCUCACGUGGCACAAACUUAGCUUUCUGAUUGGACACUUUUAAUUUAAGGCAUAAUAUUUACCUUACUGACUGACUGGGAUUGAGGGAAACAGUAUGUUUUGUGCACCCGAGACUGCCGCUGCCUUGCUUACUGUUUCCCAAAAGUUCCAGUCAAUAAGUAUUUUAUUAUGUACCAAGUGUCAAAGAAAAAUUAAAGACAAAAAAUGAACGGGAAACUUCCAUAAUGUUCGACACUUGGUAUAUAAUAAUGGUGCUCACACAGUUGUUUCAACAGUGAUAUGUAUGUUCUCUGUAUGAUCGUUCUCAGUCUGACCAGGGACUUCGCGAAGGCAUCCAGGGACGUCGCGGAGCCAUCAACAUGGGGGGUCGUCAUGUUUUGAACAACAUUUCCUAGGAUUUUGACCAAGUCGUACAAAUUUUCCCCCAAAAUGUUGUCGACGGGGGAGGGAGAGGGGGGGGGGAGGGGGGUGUUAGGCCAAAAAACUUUUUCCGCAUAACAUAAGCAUAUUCAAAAUUUUUCGACAAAGAUAUGCCAGGUUUCCAAUUUUUUCACCGCAAACAUAACAGAAGCUUUAAAAUUGUUGAAAUUGCAAGUUUCCCAAACUUUGACCAAAUUUUUCCGAGUUUUACCUUCAAUUUUAAGCAAAUAUCAGUUCCAUUCUGAUGAUCAACUUUGGGUAAAUAUCAGGUCCAUUUUGACCAAUUUUGACCGUUUGAAUAUUAGUGCCCCACUAUAGCGACGUCCCUGAAGGCAUCAACAUUGGGAGGGGGGGGGUCGUCAUGUUUUAACCAACUUUUCCUAUAUACAAUUUUGACAAGUUUGGGCAAGUUUGACCUGCAACUUUGACCAACUUUUUGAAUUAUUGGGGGUGUUACCCCCCACACCCCUAUUAUGCCUCAAAUUCAAAGUGUCCAUUCAGAAAGCUAAGUUUGUUCCACGUGAGAAUAAAAUCUAUCAUCGAAUCACGCCUUACGUCAUCGUACUUGACGUAGCGGCAACCUAGUUCCCAGGCUCUUACGUAGCGGGUGAUUUCAAUCAUAUCACCCCGAUGAUUUGAUCAUUAUCACCCGGUAGCGACGUCCCCGACUACAAGUAACAAAUUGAAGGGAAAAUUGAGUCGUACCAAGUUCAUACGAAUUAUUUUCAUAUAUUUUGUAGGUAAUAGAAUCAGAAAGUCCUUGUGGUGAAGAAAGCUCUGCCAAAGAACUUUGUGCGAAACUGAUGAAUUUUGUUCUACAGAACACACGAGAGAAGAGAAUGUUCUUGGAGCAAAACAGAGAUUGCAGGAAAGAAGAUUUUGAAAAAAAGAGGAAAACAAUUCCUGGUAAACUUGAUCAUGCGACGGUUGUGGCUUAUGAAGUUGGUCAUUUUCAACCUCAACCACUCAAACUUACAUUUUAUGAUAAACAACGACCAAAACAAGAACAAAAACAAUCAAAUGGCGAUCAAGAAAGAAUCACAAAGCCGCAUCUGGAUCCGAACCCCGAGCUCCUAUCUUUACUUGGUAUACUCAAGUGAUGUUGUUUAUGGCUAACAACAUUUUAGCAUAUAAUUAUGAUUCUGGACAAAAGUGUUUCGAGGAUAUAGGCCUUUUGUUAGGACCGUAGCCAGUUUCCGCUGAUCUAUAAGUCUAGGACGUUUGUCAUUUACUUCAUAUAAUAGAAUAGAAACUUUAUUUCGCAAGGGAAAACGUAUUAAUCCACUGAUCUCGCUUCCCAGACUGCCUGCCAACAAGAACAAGUUGUUUGAACAUUGUCUAGCUUUUCAUGCUAGGAGUGUUCAUGGAAAUCUGAGAGAAGACAUUUCUUUCAGUGUGGUAGGCGUUCGUUUGUCUACCAUAAUGGGCAUGGCAGCACAGACCUUACAAGUUAUACAGGGUGUAUAAAAAAACUGAACAGAUUUGAAAUUGCUAUCGAUUGCGCAAAACAGCUCGUGGUAUCAAGUUUUUGUUAUAUAUAUAUAGAUUCCAUUUCCAUGAGAAAAAAAAUACUCGAACUCAAAUUGUGUAAACCAGGGGGUGUUUCUUUUCCAACAAACUAAAAAUGGCUUGCGCACGAAGUUUAAAAGCUUUAAUCGUAUUUCGAGUUAAUGGAUGGAACAUUUGUUGGGUUUUUAAUUACUUUACAAAAUUUUAGACAAUUUGCUUUAGUUCAAUUCGUUUUUCCCUAAACAAUCAGACAUAUGCAAAUUAGGCAAAGGCAUAAUUAAGCAUGGAAAAGGCUGAUUUUUUAGGAAAAAAUGUAAGUUUGCGUGGAUAGUUGAAGGCUUAAACUGAAGCAAAUUGGCUUAAAUUUUGUACAGUAAUUAAAAACCCAACAAAUUUCCAUCCAUUAACUCAAAAUACGAUUAAAGCUUUUAAAUUUUGAGCGCAAGCCAUUUUUUAGUUUGUUGGAAAAGACCCCCCUGGUUCAAAAAAAUUUGAGUUCGAGAAAUGUUUUUCUUUAUUCUACAUUAUAAGUACCCAAAGAAGAUAUAGUAUAUCAAAAACUGGAUACUAAUAGCUGUUUUGCGAAAUCGAGAGCAAUUUCAAACCUAUUCAGUAUUUCUUGAUAAGGCUAGAAGGGAACAACAAAGCAAAUAAAAAUGGGAAUAAAAAGUUUUCGUUUUGGGAAAGGUAUCGCACAGAAAAGCCUGUAGCAUGAAGUAAUAUCGGCGAAGGCUUCAUCCCACCGGACAAAAAUAAUAACAAUAGUAGUAAUUCAAUUCAUCGACCAUGGUCUAAUGUGGUCGAAUAUACCUUGUCCAUAAUUAUGAAUGAACCAAUUUGUAAAUAACAUGCAUGCCAGUAAAUAAAUUGUAAUUGCUAAUUAAAUAAACAACUUUGAUUUUUUCUUCCAGUAAUGAGAAUAGGUAAAUACUUAAAUAAUGU